GAAUCCAACGAUCUUUCCAGGGGAAAAUGAUCACAAAGCCUCUCCCUCCACACCCAAACCACACACUCCCUCGCCCCAUUAAGAAUGGAGUCUUUCGACGAUGCAAUGAGCGACGACGGCGAAGAUCACGGUGACCGCAUCCAAUCGGACCACCCUUCUCCGCUUUUUGAAGAUGACGGUUUCAUGGGCUACGACGCUGACCUCCCUCCUCAAGGCUACGAUUCUUCCUUCGCCCAAAAUGAUGAUCAUUUCUCUCAACCUCCGCCCUCCAAUGACCUCACCAUCGAUUCCCCCACCAACAAUUACAACACCCCGCAGGGGUAUGGAUUUGGAAUGCCUUCUCCGAAGCAAGAUUAUGCAUCCCCUUUUGAUACGUCCGAGAUGAAUGGAGGUGGCGAUGACGGUGGCGAUGGUGGGAUCUUUUCGGAUGAACCAGUGUUGCCCCCUCCAGAACAGAUGCAAGAGGAAGGUCGCGCGCGACGAGAAUGGCGCCGUCAAAAUGCCAUACAUCUUGAGGAGAAGGAGAAAAGAGAGAAGGAGAGGAGGGAUCAGAUCAUUGCUGAAGCUGAAGAAUAUAAAAGAUCAUUUUAUGAGAAAAGGAAAACGAAUUGUGAAACCAACAAAGCUAACAACAGAGAAAGAGAGAAGCUUUACUUGGCUAACCAAGAGAAGUUCCACAAAGAAGCAUACUUGCACUACUGGAAAGCAAUAAGUGAGAUAAUUCCUCGAGAAGUCCCUAAUAUUGAGAAGAGGAGAGGGAAGAAAGAAGCUGAGAAGAAGCCUUCCAUUUUGGUUAUUCAAGGUCCAAAGCCUGGGAAGCCAACUGACCUCUCAAGAAUGAGGCAGCUUUUCUUGACCCUGAAGCAGAAACCACCACCUCAUAUGAUGCCUCCACCGCCAGCCAAAGAAAAUAAAGAUGGAAAAGAUGGAAAAGAGAGCAAAGAUGCAAAAGGUGAGAAGAAAGAUGAGAAAGAUGGAAAGGAAGGCAAAGAUACCAAGAAUGAAAGAAGUUCUUCACCAACUGCCCCACCUGCAGCUGCAGCACCUGGGUCACCAGGUAAAGAUGUUGCUGCCAUAGUUAAUGAAAAUUCUGAACCACCAAAACCAGAGACUGCUGCUCUAAGUGAAGGUGAGCCCAAACCAGAAGAAUGAUGGAAGUAAAAUUCUUCCAUUUUUCUCUUUUCAUUUUCAAUAAUAAAAGCGGGCAAGCUGCCAGAUUUAGAUGCUGUCCUAUCUACAGCAAAGGGCUAGCUGCAGAUUAUAGGCUUUUUUCCUAACUUGCUUUAGAAUUGGUGGGAAUUGACAAGCGAAUAUUUUCCUCUGCUUCCUCCUCUUGUUAACAUUGAUUAUAUCUAGCUAAUUCUUUUUUCUUCCUGUUUACAUCUAAUAUACUCUUGUCGUCUCU
Rubroshorea leprosula is the source of this 1405-nucleotide messenger RNA. The record is from the annotation of a GenBank genome assembly. NCBI's taxonomy places the organism in Eukaryota, Viridiplantae, Streptophyta, Magnoliopsida, Malvales, Dipterocarpaceae.